ACAAAAACAAGAGCUUGCUCGUCCCUUCCACAUUCACAAACUACGGCGCCAUCUUCGUGUAGAAUUCACUGAGGUGGAUAUGCACUCGCGCAUCAAACAAGGCUCUACAAGGGGAGUCAGAGAUGAACAGAGCCAAGGCCGGCAGCGACGCGCCUUUUGCUGAUAAUUACGUCUCUGGCGGCGGUCACGGUUCCGCGGGCCCUCCGUCGGGCGGAGGGGUUCUGAAAAGGCUCAAGUCGUGGAGGAAUCAGGUGGACUGCAGGCCCGUCACUGAGGAGGACCUGCGGGCGCAGAAUGGAAACGUCACACCGGAGGAUGUCCUCGGACUGCGGGUGGCUACACAAGGCUACCUUUGUAAACCCAAGGAAAAUAUUUAUAAUAUCGACUUUGUACGCUUCAAUAUCAGAGACCUGGAAACCGGCACCGUUCUGUUUGAGAUAGCCAAACCACCGCACUCAGGAUUAUGUAGGUCGAUGGAAUUGGAAGUUGAUGUCUUCCUGUGCUAUGCCUUGGAGAGGAGGAUGAGGAAAAUCGAGCGAGCGAUGCAAGCACAGGCCGGUUUGUACACUACCAGUUCAUCCGCGGCCUUUCUACGCCUGAUGACCGUGGAAGCCACAGUGGAAUUCACAGUGGGGAACCGAGCUCUCAACAACUUCCGAAUGAUCGAGUGGCACUAUUUCCGUGAUUGCCUACUGAAAAGCGUCAACUUCGGCUUCUGCAUCCCUAACAGUCAGAAUACUUGCGAGCACAUCUACGAGUUCCCUCAACUGUCUGAGAGCUUGGGGAGGCGUCCAGGAGGCAACCUAAUCAGAUGCCCGAGCCACCUCAUCUGGCUCCUUUCAAUGGGGAGGAGCAGCAGCUCUAUUCUGCUGCCCGGAUGACCCAGCUUCUCACCCUAUCUCUAAGGGAGAGCCCAAACACGCUGCAGAAGAAACUCACCUCGUGACAAUAGCUGAGGGUAGGAAUGUAGAUCGACCGGUAAAUUGAGAACUUUCGGCUUUGCUCCUUCUUCACCACGAUGGACCGAUACAAAGUCUGAAUCACUGCAGAUGCUGUACUGCGCCGCCUUUUGAUCUCCCAUUCCAUUCUUCCCUCACUCGUGAAUAAGACCGCAAGAUACCUGAACUCCUCCACUUGGGGCAGGAUCUCAUCCCCGACCAGGAGAGGGCACUCCACUGUUUUCUGACUGAGGACCAUGGUCUCAGAUUUGGAGGUGCUGAUUUUCAUCCCAACCACUUCACACUCGACUGUGAACCGCUCCAGUGAGAGUUGGAGAUCAUGGCUUGAUGAAGCCAACAGCACCACAUCAUCUGCAAAAAGCAGAGAUGCAAUACUGAGGCCACCAAACCAGACCCCCGUACACCUCGGCUGCACCUAAAAUUCUGUCCAUAAAAGUUAUGAACAGAAUCGGUGACAAAGGGCAGCCUUGGCGGAAACGGAUCCGACUUACUGCCAGCAAUGCGGGCCAAACUCUGAUACCGGUCAUACGGGGACCGAACAACCCAUAUCAGGGGGUUUGGUACCCCAUACUUCCGAAGCUCACCCCACAGGACUUCCCGAGGGACACAGUUGAAUGCCUUCUCCAAGUCCACAAAACACAUGUAGACUGGUUGGGCGAACUCCCAUGCACCCUUGAGGACCCUGCCGAGGGCGUAGAGCUGGUCCACUGUUCUACGGCCAGGAAAAAAACCACGCUGCUCCUCCUGAAUCUGAGAUUUGACUUCCCGAUGGACCCUCCUCUCCAACAUCCCUGAAUAGACCUUUCCAGGGAGGCUGAGGAGUGUGAUCCCCCUAUAGUUGGAACACACCCUCCGGUCCUCUUUCGUAAAAAGGGGUCCCACCACCCAAAUCUGCCAAUCCAGAGGCACUGUCCCCGAUGCCCAUGCAAUUUUGCAGAGGUGUGUCAACCAGGACAGCCCCACAACAAAACGUAUUCCAAUAUUUAUAUACAUCAUAGGGGUAAUUUCCCUCACAGUGGUUGGGAAUCACAGACAGAGGACAUUUGUUCAGAUGGCAUGAGAUAAUUCCCACUCAAAAAGACCAUUCCCAAUCCCCCUGGGAUUGACUGGCAACUCGUCCAGGGUAUAGUCUUUCUUUCACCUUAGGAACGUUAAACCCUGAUCUGAGUUGGGUUUCCAAUGUGGAGUGUGUAGUUGGGAUGAGGAUGAGUGUGUCAGCUAGAAAAAUAGCGUGACAUCAUCGGAAUAUGACAGUGUUGGUGUAACCCACAAAUGAAGUCAACAAAAGAGGCAGAUUAUGACAAUGCAAACAAAGGGUCACAAUGCAGGACAUCCAGCAUUUUGUUUUCUUUUUUUCUUGACGUGGUUUGUUUGAGGAUCCCUUUGUCUUCUUACUAUUCCAUUACUGUUGCUGCACCGAAGUGACAAUUCUCCAAAACAAAUGACUCACUGUAUGCCAGUGGAGGAUGAUACAGGACAGAUCAGUUAUUUUAGCUUAGUUUCCACCUCAUUGUAUUGUUCGCUUCAGUUUUCAUUUUCAGUACCCUUUGUUGUACCCGGCUUGUGAUGGGGGGAGCUGGACAGAGAAAUGACUGCCUUAUGUAUGACAAUAAAAUGUUAAUUGUUUGUUUGGUUAAUUGGCAAUUCACCAAGUCACGCUGGUCUGAUUUGAAUUUACACUAUUUUUGUUGCAGACGCAGCCAUCCCACCUACAACCUCCAGUUUGAUCUGGAUUUAUUGAUAUGAAACGUAACGUAGCCAAAUGAACUGAACCAUCCAUUUGCCUGAAAAAUCCAGCCUUACUACAUGGGUGUCAGUGUCAAAAGGUGCCCAGGGACAUAUUUGUAGCUUAUCGGCUCAUGAAAUAGUACAGUUACUUUGGAGUUCAAUGAUGAAACUAUGGAGUACAUUAGUGUAAAUUGUACACUGAGGGGUAGAAGUGGACACUAUUUCUUGAUUUGAACAUAAAAUUAAAAAAAAAUUAAAAAAUAACAUUCUCCAGUGUAAUUUACACUGAUUUUGUCGAGAGGAGGGAAGAUCAGAGCGAUCAAUCACCUUUCCAAUGCGUCAUGCACAUUUGAGCAUUGUAUCAACACCCGCUGGGUAUUUCAAGUCUCAUUUUAUUCGUUCAUAUGCAGGUACGCCUGCUUCUCCUUUUGUUUUGUUUUUUUCACAUAGACAUAGCCUUAGGAAUUAGAAAGGACCUCAUUGUCAUAUGUUAGCACGUGUUUCUAAUGUACCGCUGAUAAUCAGAACCUAGUACUACCCACAACGUGACUUAGAGGUUGCUAACAUGCUUCUGUUGUCCGCUGUUUCUUCAGUUCGUCUGAUGGUGGACUGUCCCUACGAGACCCGCUCCGACAGUUUUUAUUUUGUGGAAAACAGACUGGUCAUGCACAACAAGGCAGACUAUACCUAUAAUGGAGGACGCUGCAUGGAACAUGUCCUAACAAACA
Phyllopteryx taeniolatus (common seadragon) is the source of this 3415-nucleotide messenger RNA. RefSeq names its product protein unc-119 homolog B-like. The record is from RefSeq and is a predicted model, not a curated record. Gene Ontology annotation, molecular function: lipid binding. Bases 123 to 881 code for a protein of 252 amino acids. Gene Ontology annotation, biological process: lipoprotein transport; cilium assembly; nervous system development. The transcript is spliced from 5 exons. Gene Ontology annotation, cellular component: cilium. NCBI's taxonomy places the organism in Eukaryota, Metazoa, Chordata, Actinopteri, Syngnathiformes, Syngnathidae.